AUGAGUUAUAAAACAACAAAGUCAAAGAAAGAUAUCUGGUAUCAAGUUGUUAGACGCGAAGUAAACUAUGUUGAACAACCUGUAGGUGGACGUACUCUUAUUCUCGAAGCGAAGAAAGCCAACGAAAAUGAAUAUACUACUCUGAAUUCCACUUUUUUUCUUAAUCAAUAUGAUAGUGACUUUAAUAAAUUGGUUGCGACAGAAAAUGAAGAGGUGCAAAGAUUGAGAAAUAAAAUUCAGGAAAUGGAUUCUGAAAUGAAAAGAAUGUCAAUACAUUCAGUUCAAGCUGAAGCACCUUCUAAUGAAAUACAUGUCCACGAAAUUAAAUGUAGAUUGAAAAAUACUGUUGAAAAUGUAUAUGAAAAUGUUGUCACCCUUCAUCGCGGGGAGAGUGAAGUCUUAAAUUCGGAUAUAUCUAUCGAUGGAUUAUACAAUAUGGAAAACAAUGCAUUGCAAGUUAUUGUUGAAUCCAGUACUCUCAAUAUUACUUUAUCUAGUUCAGAUGUCAUGGAUAUUAGAUCUGAAAUGUAUAAAGAAAAUCUCAGAAAACAUUAUGUUCCGUAUAUUACGAUAUUUCAAAGUUCUGGAUAUGGGAAAUCACAGCUGGUUAAAGAAAUGGCUAGGCGGAUUCCCACAAUUUAUCUUUGUCUCCAGGAUACAAAUAGUACUGGAUAUCCUUCACGUACUAGAGUUGGUGCAGAAUUAUUUGAACGAGAGCUUAAAGAAUUGAGAGAAGGAGAGGAAUGGAGGUUUACCUAUAUUUUGCAGAAUAAUCAGAUGGAUACAAAUUAUUAUACGGUGAUAUGGACUGAGAUCAGUAGAAGAUCAUCAAGCUGGAGAAAUAUAAUUGAUUCUGAAUUAGAUAUGUCAGCUAGCUUCAUAACUAAUGAUAAUUCAAAUAAUAAUGUUUGCUUCCUUCUUUGUAUUGAUGAGGCUAGAACUCUUAUAUCACCAAUUAAUAAGCACAAAUUUUCACCAUUUAGAUUGUUUCGCAAGGCAUUGAAGAAUGUAAGGUGGCAUGGAUUUUUUGCCUUGCUUUUGGAUACAUUAAGCAGGAUAUCAAAUUUCGCACCUUCAAAAUCAAUUGAUCCAUCACACUGUGAUAAUGAGAAUGAUGAAUGCAGAAAUUUGGCUAAAUAUGGUCGACCUUUAUACAUGUCAUACUUGCAAAGUAAUAUAGAUGAUCCUCAAGUCAUUCAUAAAUUCAUAAAUCUUCUUAAGCGAAAGUUGCUUGGUGGAACAAAUAACUUUGAAAAUAGUCGAAAAG
Molecule: messenger RNA, 1267 nt
Organism: Funneliformis caledonium
Lineage: Eukaryota; Fungi; Glomeromycota; Glomeromycetes; Glomerales; Glomeraceae
Source: the annotation of a GenBank genome assembly